AUGGGCCAACUCGGAUCUGUACCAAACUUUCUCGUCUGGAGAGGCCACCGCACGGUCUCGUACCAAACCAUGCCAUAUCUCCUACCUACCUAUCCACUACUACCAAAGUCCGGUUCCCGACCGGGUUACUACCUCACCUCUUGGUUCAUGGAUGGCGUUUUGCGGGGACCAGUAAGGUACGGUACUCCGGUACUCGCCGUACAUACUGUACCAUACGGUGUACCUAGGUACGAUACCAUUAAGUUGAUACUACGAGGUAACUAUCCUACCAGCGAGGGAGACCACCGUGUCCACAUGCAGACGUCCUCGGAAGUCCAUCACCAUCCAAGCUGGGCCCCAAUCAGCACCCUCUCAGACUGA
Aspergillus terreus NIH2624 is the source of this 360-nucleotide messenger RNA. RefSeq lists its product as uncharacterized. The transcript is spliced from 2 exons. The coding region runs from base 1 to 360 and encodes 119 amino acids. Lineage: Eukaryota; Fungi; Ascomycota; Eurotiomycetes; Eurotiales; Aspergillaceae. The record is from RefSeq and is a predicted model, not a curated record.